This is a messenger RNA of Nerophis lumbriciformis (worm pipefish), 2031 nucleotides long. Lineage: Eukaryota; Metazoa; Chordata; Actinopteri; Syngnathiformes; Syngnathidae. The record is from RefSeq and is a predicted model, not a curated record.
AUGAGGAUCCGAGACCUGCGCCUGCGGGACCUCACCGUCAUGUACUUCACCGCCCUGGCCGCCCUCGUGGUCAUCCUGGUGGCGUCCUAUCAGGCCCCCGCCGCCGUGGCCGUGGUGGACCUGGUCGCCGGGACCGGAGCCGAGCGGGCGCCCGCCCUGCCGAUGCCCUUCCGGGUGCCGCUGGACCCGCUGGGCAAGCUGAGGCUGGCGUGGAACGUCAGCUACGAGCGCCAGGAGGUGACCUUGGAGCUGAGGGCGGCCCGGCUCCAGCACGGCGUGUUGCUGGGGAUGUCGGACCGAGGCCAGCUGACCCGCGCCGACCUGGUGGUGCUGUGGGAGGCGGGAGGAAAAAGUUAUUUCGGGGACGCGUGGAGUGACAGCGAGGGUCAUGUGACCUUGGACCGCCAGCAAGACUACGAGCUGAUUGAAGCAAAAUGGACGUCUGAAGGUUUCUAUCUGCUCUUCAAGAGACCUUUCAACACCUGCGACCCCAGAGAUUACCUCAUUCAGGAGGGAACGGUGCACGUCAUCUACGCCCUGCUGGACCAAACCCUGGCCUCCUUGGAGCAGCUCAACCUGUCGGGCAUCCACACGGGCCUCCAAAGGGUCCUGAUGCUGCGGCCCGACACGCCGCCACCCACGCUGCCCCCGGACGUGCGCACGCUGGACGUGGUGGCGCCCGACGUGCUGAUCCCGGGUCAGGAGACCACCUACUGGUGCUUCAUCCACAGGCUGCCUGAGGGGAUGGCCAAGAACCACAUCGUCAUGUACGAGUCUGUGAUCACGGCGGGUAACGAGGCCAUGGUGCAUCACAUGGAGGUGUUCGAGUGUUCCCCCGACGUGAGCAACGUUCCCGACUACAGCGGCUCAUGUGACGACAAGAUGAAGCCGGGCAAGCUGGACUUCUGCCGCCACGUGCUGGCCGCCUGGGCCAUGGGUGCUGAGGCAUUCUACUACCCACCUGAUGCUGGACUUCCUAUCGGGGGACCUGCUUCCUCUAGGUUCCUUCGUCUUGAAGUCCACUACCACAACCCUCUCCUUAUAUCUGGCAGACGAGACUCGUCAGGGAUCCGCCUCCACUUCACUCCCAGUCUGAGACGCUACGAUGCCGGGAUCAUGGAGCUGGGUCUGGUCUACACGCCCAUCAUGGCCGUCCCACCUCAGCAGCACACCUUCUACCUGAGCGGCUACUGCACCUCCGACUGUACACGCACGGCUCUACCACCAGGGGGCGUCUUCAUAUUCGCAUCGCAGCUGCACACGCACCUGGCGGGCAGAGGGGUGCGCACCGUCUUGGUGAGGGGGGGCAAGGAGGUGGAGGUGGUGCAGGAGGACACACACUUCAGUACACACUACCAGACAAUCCGCGUCCUGAGGAAAAUGGUGCAGGUUCUUCCGGGCGACGCCCUCAUAACCAAGUGCACCUACAACACCCGGGACAGGGACAGACCCACUGUGGGGGGGUUCGGCAUCAUGGAGGAAAUGUGCGUCAACUACGUGCACUACUACCCUCGCACUCACCUGGAACUCUGCAAGAGUCACCUGGACCUGGAACACCUGCAGAGGUUCUUCACCUUCAUUACAAGAUUCCAAGGGCAGGAGGCGUGUGUGUGUGGCGAGGACAGCGUGACGGAUCAGUAUUCCCGCCUGCAGUGGGACACUUUCUCCACUCAGGUGCUGGACUCGCUCUACGCGACAUCACCCAUCUCCAUGCACUGCAACCAAUCUACUGCACGCCUCUUCCCUGGACUUUGGGACAAGCAGCCGCUGCCGGUCGUGACCUCGGUCCUGCAGAGACCUCCUUACCCAUGUGAGGUGGGGGUGCGCCCCACACCUCGCCCCAUCGUACCCCCAGUCUGAGUCAGCAGUUUUGCUUUAUGAAUUCUUUAUUUUUGUCAAGCUGCUGCGCCUUCUUGGAGACAAAGAAGUUCUUUAAAAAAACCCUCAAGGUGGACUUUUUUGUCCUUUCAGUACUUUUUCCAAAUGUGUGUUUGUCAUUUCAAGCCAAUAAAUAAAUAGCUUUUGAUCAAA